Messenger RNA from Helianthus annuus (common sunflower), 800 nucleotides. Its product is annotated as cysteine proteinase inhibitor A-like. The transcript is spliced from 2 exons. The record is from RefSeq and is a predicted model, not a curated record. Gene Ontology annotation, molecular function: cysteine-type endopeptidase inhibitor activity. The coding region runs from base 237 to 638 and encodes 133 amino acids. Lineage: Eukaryota; Viridiplantae; Streptophyta; Magnoliopsida; Asterales; Asteraceae.
UCUUUUCUUUUUUUUUUUUUUUAACUUUUGUAGCAAUUUACCUAACCAUUUUCUAAUGUUUGUUCAAGUAAGAUGACAUAUUCGGUUGGUGAGGCGGGUUAAAAGGCCCUCUUACCGUGGUUAUAAGCAACCAACCCUCUUUGAAGCAACAAGCGAAUCAGUUCUCACAACUAUUAUUAUUCUGAAAUAAAUUCAAAGAAUACAUACAAUCAAUCAAUCAGAAAAGAAAAGAAAACAUGAAUCGAAGAACAUCUUCGUAUGUUGCAUCGUCUCUCAUCAUCACCGCUCUUCUACUUUUCGCUUUUUGCGAAUUGGGAUUUUGCAGAGUUGAAAAGAGUUUAUUUAUGGGCAGAAUCCGUGAUCUUCCGGAUCCUACCCAAAACGGCGUCGAAUUAGAAUCUCUCGCACGUUUCGCUGUUGAAGAACACAACAAAAAAGAGAACUCUCUUCUGAAGUUUGGUAGAUUGGUAAAGACGAGAGAGCAGGUGGUUGCUGGUAAAAUGUACUAUUUUACUCUGGAGGCAAAUGAUGCAGCAGCAGGCAAGACUAAAGUAUACGAGGCUAAAGUUUGGGUGAAACCUUGGAUGAACUUCAAGCAGUUGCAAGAGUUUAAGGUUUCUGAUGAACAAAAUGCGUAGAAGUUUGUGAUGAGGAAGGAAGGUAUGCAUGCAUGUACUUUAAUUGUUUGAUAAACCAUAAACGGCUAGUUAAUGCAAAUAAGGUUCGGAUUUGGGUUUAUGUAAUGCAAUAUGAUGUAACCUGGUUCACUUGAUCUUCAUCUAUUCCUACUUACUUCUGCA